Rasamsonia emersonii CBS 393.64 is the source of this 1428-nucleotide messenger RNA. RefSeq lists its product as uncharacterized. The record is from RefSeq and is a predicted model, not a curated record. NCBI's taxonomy places the organism in Eukaryota, Fungi, Ascomycota, Eurotiomycetes, Eurotiales, Trichocomaceae. The transcript has 4 exons. The coding region runs from base 1 to 1428 and encodes 475 amino acids.
AUGGCGCCGGCCAUAAGAUUCUCCAGUACUGGGUCGCGCCUGCGAGUGAAAUUGACCAUCCCUGAUGUGGACGUGCUUCGCUAUUUGAAGGAUGCGGACAACCAAGAUAGUCGUUUCACGGGGAUGAAGAUUUCGCCGGAGCAUUUGGCCCAGGCUGAAAUGCCCAUAUCCCUCAUCCUCUCAGAAUUACCAAUCUCCUUCGUCAUGCUACUGAGGACUAGCGCCCUCUCUUCCCGGGACCGGGUUACAGAAGAAGCCGAACGGAUUGAAAACUUAUCAGACCUCUUGCAGAAUAAAGAAGCCCCCCUGCGGUUGAGUGAUCUUCCAUUGGAGAUACUUCUGAUGUAUACGAUUGCAUUCAGAUCCUUGCCAGCGCAAGUGGGUUCCAAGGGCUGUACCCCGUCGGAGAUCUGCUUCAAUUUGGCUUUGCAACAUCUCUGGCGAGUGCACUUAGAGGCAGACGAGAUCGCUGUACCGUGUAUGCUAAUCAUUGCUCACAUAUUCCUCUAUAUCUUCGCGAAACCAUUUUAUGCUCUUGGCAUGCUCCAGAGCGUCGAUCCUGCAAUCGACCGGCUCUCAAAGCGCACAGAUCGCCUGCCUGAAAUCCCAGUCCUUCUAUUAAGUCAAGUGUUUUAUAUGCUGCAAAGUGAUGUCCAGUCACCAAGCCUGAUGCAUGAUGGACGCCUAGAGGCCGGUUCAGGCCAGUCGCCAGAUUACUACUACUUUUCUGCGAACCUUGGGCUCCGAUCAUGUCUCAAUCGAAUCUUAGGUCGGAUGUUCAUCACAGAUCAAGCCUAUUGCCAGCCACGAGAUGUUGGCCCUGUGAUCACGGAGAUCUCUCUGGAGAUCGAGUCAUGGUAUCGGUCCCUGCCGCUUGAUCUGCAGUAUGUUCGGGACGCGAGAAGCUUUAGACUUCUCACUCCAGCUAUCUCGACACGUCAGAAAGAGUUGUCCUUGAGAUAUCAUGCCUGUAUUUUCUUCCUCAACCGGCCUGUGCUCUACUUCGUCCUAUACCAAGAUCUGGAACAUCUGGCGACAACCCCGCCGGGAGGGGUAAGUGCUGUCGCAGAGCAGCAUCUAAAACCAUGGGUCUUCGCUUCAUGUCGGGACUGCAUCGAAAGCGCCAAGCUGAUCAUUCUCACUUUGGCCCAGCAUCAGCGUCAGGUGCCUAUGCCACGGGCUGGUCCAAAUUGGUGCGACAUCCAGCUGCUGGUCGGCUCUUAUGCCGUCCUGCUAUCAGUGCAGACGGCACCUUCUUUUUCGGCACCAUUCCGGGAUGUCGCCGAGAUCGGUGAACUCUUAGAUAUGGUAGAGGAAAUUCUGUCUGGGGUUACAGAAACUUCUCAAGGCAUCCUCCGGACCCUGGAAAUUUUGACGAAUAUCAGACACAAUUUCCAGAACUCGACACCUUUGACAGGGACCGAAUGA